AUGAAUGAGCCCCUCUCUGCCAUCGUCAUCCCCCCUCCACUCCUCAUUCACAUUUACGCAUACUCCCUCAGUAUCAUGACCGUAUCAGGCGACCUUCACGGCAAGAUUGCUUUGGUUACAGGCGGGGGUCGCGGCAUCGGACUCGCCAUCACCCGUGCAUUGGCACAGGCUGGAGCCACCGUCAUCAUCACCUACACGGCCAAGGACCCGACAGCAGUUGCCACAGCUAUCUCCCAAGAGUUUGGUGUGCCCGUGCACGUAUACUACUGUCCCGGCGAGAAAAGUGAGGUCGUCAACCUCGUCUUUGAGCAAGCAAGCGCCGAAGUUGGAGAAGUCGACCUUGUAAUCGCCAACGCCGGUGUGGGCCUGUGGCGCGAGACGAUUGACAUGACCGAUGGUAGGCGUCAAAUCGUAACGCAGGCGCUGACUACCCCAGUGGAACUGGCGACUCUCAUGCACACCAACCUCUUUGCGCCUAUUUACCUCGCCCGGGCGGCUGUGCGGUACUGGCUUGGCCUGCCAGCCACGGUGCAAGGAGACAUCAGCGGCAUCGUCAACAUGUCACCGCAGUUCCAAAUGGCGUACAAUGCGUCCAAGGCUGGUCUGACCAUGGCCAGCAAGGUGAGUAUGUCGUAUCGGCUGUGGCUAACUCGGCAGUCUCUGGCGGGUGAAUGGGCGAAGUACGGCAUUACUGUCAACUCUGUUUCCCCAGGCUACGUCAAGACGGAUUUGAUCGCCAACCCUCCGCCUGGAGAGGGGGCCGAAUGGGUUGCUAAAUGGGGUGCCAUGACGCCGGUGGGUCGGUUUGCCGACGCAUCCGAGGUCGGUGACAUGGUUGCAUUCAUGGCAUCUGGUCGUGCUUCGUCGUUUAUGACGGGCCACGACAUCGUCAUGGACGGUGGUUAUACCACCUACUAG
Molecule: messenger RNA, 918 nt
Organism: Apiotrichum porosum
Lineage: Eukaryota; Fungi; Basidiomycota; Tremellomycetes; Trichosporonales; Trichosporonaceae
Exons: 4
Coding region: 1-918 (305 amino acids)
Molecular function (GO): oxidoreductase activity, acting on the CH-OH group of donors, NAD or NADP as acceptor
Source: RefSeq, a predicted model, not a curated record